UUGGAUGUAGAACAGUAUAGUAUAUACGUUGAAAAUGGCAAUGUGAAUCCUCCGUAAAAAUUACACUAAAGGCCUUUGCACAAUCCUAGACAACAGAAUCUAACUCUUAUUCACUCUCUGCUGUGUUAUAUUUAUACCAUGCCAUUCGUCGAGUUACGAAUCAGCUGACAAUAUUCAGUUCGUGUAGUUAACGAAUGAGACGCAAGCAGCAGCACAUAAUUGUCAUCACGUGAGGAGUCACAAUGUUUUCUGCUGAUUUUGUCGUCGGCGAGCAGUAUCAUUCAGCGAGCGAGAAAUUCUUGUAAAGUUCGAAAAGCGCCGAUCUGGCAAUUGGCCGAGUCAACGAUAUUGACGACAACGUAACGAAUCUCCGAACGAUUUCCCGCUGGUGACAAACAUGAUAGUAGCAGGUGGUUGGGAAAAAUCAGCUUGUGUUUAUUGAGAUUAAUAUAUUUUUGUAUAUUGAAAAGUUAUUUAUAAAAAAGAUAUAUUAGUUAAAAUGACAGAAUACUGGCUAAUAUCGGCACCAGGAGAUAAAACCUGUCAGCAAACAUGGGAAACUAUGAACAAUUUAACAUCUAAGCAGCAUUCUUUGUCAGUGAAUUACAAAUUUCACAUUCCGGAUCUAAAAGUUGGAACAUUGGAUCAAUUAGUUGGCUUAUCGGAUGAUCUUGGCAAACUUGAUGGAUAUGUGGAGCAAGUUACACGUAAAGUGGCAACGUAUCUGGGCGAAGUUUUGGAGGAUCAGAGAGACAAAUUGCAUGAAAAUUUGAUGGCUAAUAACAGUGAUCUGCCAUCAUAUAUAACUCGAUUCCAGUGGGAUAUGGCUAAAUAUCCCAUCAAACAAUCUUUGAGAAACAUCGCAGACAUUAUCAGUAAACAAGUGGGACAAAUUGAUGCUGAUCUGAAAACUAAAUCCACAAUGUACAAUAAUCUGAAAGGCAGUUUACAAAAUCUUGAAAAAAAGCAGACGGGAAGUUUACUAACACGCAAUUUAGCAGAUUUAGUGAAAAAGGAACAUUUUAUCUUGGACAGCGAAUAUCUAACUACUUUGCUUGUGAUUGUACCAAGAUCCAACUUUCAGGAUUGGUACAGUUGUUACGAAAAACUAACAGACAUGAUUGUACCGCGUAGUACUCAACUUAUUACUCAAGACUCAGAAUAUGGGUUAUUUACAAUCACUUUAUUUAAAAAAGUAAUGGACGAAUUUAAAUUACAUGCUCGUGAGAAAAAAUUUAUUGUACGAGAUUUUAUAUAUAAUGAAGAAGAACUAGCAGCAGGAAAAAAUGAAAUUACAAAGUUGGUUACUGAUAAGAAAAAACAAUUCGGACCCCUUGUUCGCUGGUUGAAAGUGAAUUUUAGUGAAUGUUUUUGUGCUUGGAUCCAUGUCAAAGCUUUACGUGUAUUUGUUGAAUCUGUUCUUAGAUAUGGCCUACCUGUAAAUUUCCAAGCAAUAUUGUUACAUCCGCAUAAAAAAUGUGCGAGAAGAUUACGUGACGUUUUAAAUCAGCUUUAUGCUCAUUUAGAUUCAUCUGCUACAGGUACACCAGCGCAACAUAAUCAAGAUAAUUUGGAUAUACCAGGACUAGGUUUUGGCCAAAGCGAUUAUUUCCCAUAUGUGUAUUACAAGAUCAAUGUAGAUAUGGUUGAUAACAAGGUCUAAUUAGAAGGUCUAAUUUUACUUUUCUUUUCCCGAACACUUCCAUUUAUUUGUGAAGGUGACAUUUUUAUUAUAUCAAGAAUAAGUAACAGUGCGUACAAAUUCCUCGCCCAUAUUAAAAAGACAAUAUAUUUCCAGAAACUUUCGAUUUUGUUUUAACUUUAUGUAUUUAUAAUUGCAAUU
Camponotus floridanus (Florida carpenter ant) is the source of this 1843-nucleotide messenger RNA. RefSeq names its product V-type proton ATPase subunit C (gene Vha44). The record is from RefSeq and is a predicted model, not a curated record. Gene Ontology annotation, biological process: proton transmembrane transport. Gene Ontology annotation, cellular component: lysosomal membrane; vacuolar proton-transporting V-type ATPase, V1 domain. Bases 500 to 1663 code for a protein of 387 amino acids. Lineage: Eukaryota; Metazoa; Arthropoda; Insecta; Hymenoptera; Formicidae. Gene Ontology annotation, molecular function: proton-transporting ATPase activity, rotational mechanism. The transcript has 10 exons.